Stegostoma tigrinum is the source of this 2936-nucleotide messenger RNA. It is a transcript of the gene mmadhcb, whose product is annotated as metabolism of cobalamin associated Db. Gene Ontology annotation, biological process: cobalamin metabolic process. The transcript is spliced from 7 exons. The record is from RefSeq and is a predicted model, not a curated record. Bases 441 to 1202 code for a protein of 253 amino acids. Gene Ontology annotation, cellular component: mitochondrion. NCBI's taxonomy places the organism in Eukaryota, Metazoa, Chordata, Chondrichthyes, Orectolobiformes, Stegostomatidae.
ACAGCUUCGCGGUAGGGGGGGGAGGCAUCAGAAAUCGAUGUUCUGUUUCUAUCUGGCGCCAGAUUUAGUUUUACAGACGGGGCAGGGAAUGAAUAGUUUAUCAUAUUUGUUCAACGAAUGUAAAUGCUUGAGAGAACCUUCGUGAUGUCAGAAUGGACCACCAGAAUAAAGCCUGGAUUGCACACGUAGGGUCCCGUCGCUAUGGAGCGCCACGGGUGUCGGUAGGAACGCUCUGACGCCACACGCAUGCGUACGUGCGUUUGGCACGUUGGCCGGAGGCGGUGGGACACUUUCGGAGAAGAAGUAGAGAAGGUGAACGUGGACCACCUUCCUGUGAGUUUGAAGUAGAGGAGGCAGCAUUGUCUUCCGCCCCGCCCCGGACCCGCAUCGUGAGGUUCGCUGUCAGAAAAUAAAGGUGCUGGGUGCAGAACCUGAGCAAAAUGGCUAAGGCACUGUGCACGAAGGCCAGGUUCGUGACCUACUUGCCAGGUGUUCAUGCAUUGAUUAGAAGGAUUGCAACCUUUAGAACAUUUUCCACAGCAGGCUCUUCAGGGUCUGAUGAGCCUUAUGUUGCAGUUAUACCACCCGAUCAAGGUUUACAGACUGUAUGGCCUGAUGAACAGAUGGGACCAUUUGGACCUCAGGAUCAGCGAUUUCAGCUGCCGGGUAACAUAGGGUUUGAUUCCCAUAUUAAUGGCAUUGCUAACCAGAAGAGAAUUUCAACAAAUAGGACACUUCCAGAUGUGCUAACUGAGCCGUUAACCUGUGAGAAGCACGAAUUCAUUCUUGCACAAUUUGUCAACGAAUUUCAGGGAAAUGAAGCUGAGCCUCAACCACAGGAAAUCACAACUGCUGAAAAUUAUUUUGAGAAUGCAAAGGUAGAAUGUGCAAUACAAACUUGCCCAGAACUACUUCGCAAAGAUUUUCAAUCAAUGUUUCCUGAGGCUCCAGUUGCAGGAUUCACAGUACUUACUGUCACACAACGGAGUGUUAAUGAUAUGACAAUUUGGAAUGAAGCUGUGGAGGAGGAACGAGAGCAACUACUGGAGAAAGAGAUUGGCUGUGGAAAAAGAUAUGAAAUUCUUUCGAUGCCCCCAGCAAAAGGAGCUACAAGUACUGAAAAUGGGAGAGUGGAAUCAGAGGACAGACUUGUGAGCUACUCUCCAAGUCCAAGAACUUGUGUAAAAAUUCUUCUCCUUUGAUAUUCCCAAUGGGAACGCUGCAGCAGGGGAGAGUCUUUUUCACAAAUAAUGUUGGCUAAUGCCUACCACAUGGUCUGCUUCACAGUUCUGAAAAGUUGUUGUAACACUAGCAAAUACUCCAGGAUGUUAUCUCCGUUGGUUAUGUCAUGUUUGAGACCUUGUGAAACUGGGAACAGCUUUACUGCAGAACCUAAAGCAUGUAUGUUCUGUAUUAUAAAUUCCUUUCUCAUUUUAUGUUUCAAAUGUGACUAUUUACAAUUCAACUUCAUUGGAAAUACCCAUAGAUUUAUUACGAAAAUUAACGGAAGCUAACUGAUAGAAACUAUUAAUCACCAAGAGAUUUAGUAUUAAAAAUGCCUGAUUAAACAAAAUGCCCUAAUUUUUUUUCUGAACUUCUGUGGACACUUGUAAUGAUUCCUGCCUGUCUUGCCUUGAUUUUCCUGUGCUUUAUGCCUUUACUGGAGUUGCUAUGAACGUGAAAUCUGAGCCAGUCUAAAUGAAAUACUUUCUUUGCCAGAAUAUGUCCAAAAUCAAUGUUGUUUUCUCCAAUGUAUUUCAGUAAGCUGAUUUAAAUCAGGAGAAUGUUAUUCUGUUGAUUUCAAACUGCCUUAAAUGCAGAAAGAAUGGAAGUGUUUUACUGUAAUGAUUCUUUUGCGAUUGUUAAUGGUGUAAGUGUUGGCAGGUUGAAGAAGGAGGCUAUGUGAGGGCAUUAUGUUUAUUAAUGAAUUUAACAAUGGUAAUUUCUUUUGACUAAUUUGUAUCAAUUUACAGGGAUAGUGCACUGGAAAUUGAGCCCCAUUAUUCCUGAGCUGUUGCCAGUGGAAAUUUGAUUAAACCACCAAAUUUCAUAAUUUUACCUAACUGUUUAAUGAGGUUAAGAAUAUGAAACGCAAAUUUUCCAUUAACAAGAAAAUAAAAGAUGUAAUCAAGCCACUUUUAACCAAUGGCAAGGAAAGAAACAUGAAUUGCUAAUAACUUUAACUUGCCCCUUUCUUGUUUUAAACAAAUGCUGUAAAAUAUACAUACAAACAGACACAGAAAAAACUAGGAUUUUCAUAGGGAGAAAAGGAAAAAUAGUAGAGAAACAGCUUGAUAGUAUCAGACUACCCGAGUUGAUGAGUUGUUUUCUUUUCCUUUUGAAUCCUUUUAGUACUUAGCUAAUAAAACACGGUUGUUUGCGUACCACUGCUAUCUUCCAUUCAUUGGUUGAGAAUUUUGUUUGUUUGCUUCCUUCCACCUAUCCUUUCCUUUUUAUUUGAAGAUAGAGCUGUUUAGUGAAACGGUGAGAACAGCUAUCAGAAGAUUUUUGUUACUUUCUGCACAGGAGACUGAGAAAGAUGCUUUUUCUUUUCGAGCUAGAAAUUUCUCCUGUUUUCAACAAGGUUGCAGCCACUUCCCCAAGAACCAGUCAAAGCCAUGUCUCUGCGCAAAACUGUUCUGAAAUCAUGAAAUCAACCGUGAACCUGGGAGGAAUAAACUAGGCAUAUUCCAUGAUCCUUUGCCCACCCACAACUACCAAGGACAAAUAAAUGAUGGAAAAUGGAGAAACCAUGCUUUUGACAAUCUGUUUCACUGUAGAUUAACACAGAACGUUAUGUUGAAUAAAAUAUAGCUGGCAGGAGCCCAAAAAUCUAAAGCACAAUUGAGACAAAGGUUCCAGAGAUAAUGGGAACUGCAGAUGCUGGAGAAUUCGUGAUAACAACGUGUGGAGCAGGAUGAACACAGCAGGCUAAG